AUGGUAGCCUUGAUUCUUUUAAGGGAAUUUUUAUCAAAGCCUGGCCAGAAAUCAAAAGUGCUGGACCAAAGCCACUGUAGAUUCAUAACUUAUUGUCCUGUAGAAGCUAUUUGGCUCCUUUCUGAUAGAAAUGUAAAGUUACACAAAUUUAUUCUGACCCACAUGUUUGCUCCAUGGCAGGGAGAUGAUGUGUCAGAUCGUCAGCCAGAAGUGACAUCACAUUGUCCAAGUCAACAGGAGGAGGAUCCAUUGGAAGGACCUAGUUGGUGGUACACGGAUCUAGAAAAUGUUCGUGGUUCCAGACGCUGUGGUCAUGGUGAUAGCAGAGGGAGAGGUCGUAAGAGGAGUUCUGGAAAAUACUCUCCUGGCAUUAAUUUAGCACUGGAAUCAUCUAGUGAAAGUGAAUGUGAUGACUUACCAUCUUGUAAACCCAAGGUAUCGAAGAAAAGCCCUGCUGGACUUCAAAGCCCACAGGCUAACAAAAAGCCUUGUUGUGCCUCGCUAGAAGUAAAUAAGAGUCCAGGAUUAUCUUUAGACCAUAGUUACCUUGCUUCACCUGCCAGCAUGUUGGCCAGAUUGGAAAACUUAGAAGCUAAAGCAGGGCGUCGAUCAAAAGCUCGGUCAAGAGGCAUGUCACUUCGGGGGAGCGUAGAAGAUGGCGGGAGGCCAAGUGAGGUUGGGACUGAAGGUGGGCGAAGGCUCACUCGGCGAAGAACAGAAAUAAAGAGAAGUAGUGUAGAAGCUGAUUCUAUAAAAAAUGAGGAUGAUUCUUUCAAUCUAAAGCUAGAGGAAACCUUGCUGGAAGGUGGGGAUAGUAUCAAGAUGGAAAGUCAAGAAAGUGAUUCAGUUCUAAUGCCUCCACCAAGAAUGCCAUUACCUGUAGUUGAGAAAGACUAUCUUAUCACUGAUAAUGACUUAACAUGCAUUGGUGAUAUUAGUAUGGAUAUGACUGAACCAUUAUCAAAGAUAAUAGGCCAGGCAGCAGUAGAUAUACACAAAGAAGAUACAAAAAUUGAGAGAAGAUUUUUCAAAACACAAACUCCAGAUUUACCUGGAUCACCAAAAGCAGAAGUUACAGAGAAAACCCCAUUUGAUCUUUCUCUAAUGGAUGUCACUGUAGUGAAUAUACCUCCAUAUUCUUCCCAAAGGUCCUUGGAGAAAGAAAAUUUACCACCACAUUUUGAUGGUGAGUAUAGUAGAGUAGAAAAAACUGAGUCAGUAAACUUGAGGAGAGUGUCAGUAGUUCUAGAAGAUGUUAUGAAAUGUCCAGAUUUGCCAGAUAAAUACACACCAGAACUGAAACUUACUCUAAGUGCACAGACAGUAAAAUCUGGUGGGAACUCUUCAGGGAAAAGUAAAGAUACACUUCCUAAAGCUUCUAAAGCAGAAAGUCCAUUGCUUAAGAAGCCAAAGAAAAGAAAGACAUUAAGAUUUUCUGUUGCACAUGAAGAUGAUGAUGAAGAUGAGGACGAAAAUUUCUCCCCUGUGAAAGGAAGAAGAAGCCAAAAGGGAAGAAGAAAAACCAGUUCAGUUGGGAUGACACGAGCAAGGAGGUCUACUCUCAGCAGAAGGACAUCCAGUGCUGACAGUAGUGCUGCUGGGCCUGCAAGAAAACAGCGUAGAAGAAAAAAAGAAUCAGAGGAUGCUAACACACCACAAAACACUCCAGAAACUAGUAUCAUAAGUGAUUUAGAGGAAGAGUCUAAUGCAGUGACAUCUAAAACCAGCUCUGAGGAGGAGGGUAUGACAAAGAUUACACUUCCUGUACAGAAUGAUAUUUCAAAUAAUAAAAAUAUGAACUUGAAUGACUGUUAUGUGAUGGUAACCCGAACCCCAAAAAAUUGUCCAACGUCUGCUGUAAGAUCUGAAGCUCUUGUGUUAGAACUAGACUGCACAACUGAUUUAAACUCCCCGAUUCUGAAGUCUCCUGCAAAGUCCCCCAACAUGACGCCUCGUAAGUUAGAGAAGAUGGAUAAUUUGAGUAGGGCAAUGGAGCUGGUCAUGAAAACACAGCAAAUGAAAAUGGAUCAG
This is a messenger RNA of Penaeus monodon (black tiger shrimp), 2031 nucleotides long. RefSeq lists its product as uncharacterized. NCBI's taxonomy places the organism in Eukaryota, Metazoa, Arthropoda, Malacostraca, Decapoda, Penaeidae. The record is from RefSeq and is a predicted model, not a curated record.